Messenger RNA from Spodoptera frugiperda (fall armyworm), 4377 nucleotides. RefSeq names its product ras-like protein family member 10B. The transcript has 3 exons. The record is from RefSeq and is a predicted model, not a curated record. Bases 406 to 1263 code for a protein of 285 amino acids. Gene Ontology annotation, molecular function: GTPase activity; GTP binding. NCBI's taxonomy places the organism in Eukaryota, Metazoa, Arthropoda, Insecta, Lepidoptera, Noctuidae.
AGUAGAUCCCCGAACGUCAGAGGGGGCGGUCGCGUCGCUCUGCGCAGAUUUUGCCGCCAAUUUUACGAUAAUUGUGAAUUACGUCGUGGAAUUUGGUGGAAUUUGAGUUAAAGCUUAAUAAUUAUUGAGUUUAUUAAUAGUUAGUGAUUCUGUGUGUGUUUCGAUGUGUUGUAAAUAAAUCGACGUUUCGUUCUCAAAAAAAAUGUCGUAAAAUAAGAAUAUAAUUAAACACAUAUAAUAGUGUAUUUGAUGUGUAGUGUUUAAGUACUAAAGAAAAUAUGAUAACUAGAUUAUGAAAAUAGAAAAAAACAAUGAUAAUUAAGAAGAAAAACAUGUUAUAAAGUGACCAAAAUAUCGAAUGAUGUUAAAAGUUAGAAAUGUGAGGGACUCGAGUGUGAUACUGAAAUGAAUAGGUUUGACAAUUCGUCGAAACAAGAUAAGAACGAUGACCAUGACACCAGAGGGAAUUGUACGAAGCAGAACAAAGUAUUGGAAUUGGACCUGGACUAUCUGGAGCGAGGUGGUGGGGGUACCCUGACAGUGGGGGGGGCUCCCAGUCUGGAGCCCAGUCCCGACAGCCUCGACCUCGUCAAAGUGGUGCUGCUUGGAGCACCUGCUGUUGGGAAAACUAGUAUUAUACAGCAAUUCGUGUGGAGCGAUUUCUCGGAGGAGUACGUGCCAACCGACCGUAAACAUACCUUCUACCCUUCGGUGAUCAUCAACGAGCAUUUAUACGAAGUCAAAAUUACGGACGUACCAGUUAUACCGUACUUCCCAAUAAAUUCCUACUACGAGUGGGCUCACUACCGUUUUUAUGGACUUAGAAGCGCUACAGCUUACAUCCUAGUCUUCGAUUUAUCUAACGUUGAAACUUUCCAGUACAUACGAACUUUGAGAGACCAAAUGGUGGAAAGUCGGGACAUGAGAAACGUGCCAGUGUUAGUUGUCGGCAAUAAACAGGAUCUACUAUGUAGUAACACUCCGUCAGCAGCGAGUGGACUCCAGCAGCUUGCGAUAGCUGAGAGCGCCUGCGGAGACUCAAGAGAGAAGAGAAGAAAUAUCGUAAACUUAGUUCGUAAGCACUGGAAGUGUGGCUACGUGGAGUGUUCAGCUAAAUAUAAUUGGAGAGUCAUAGCUGUGUUCAAAGAGCUCAUGGAAAUGAUAGAUGCUCUCGAGUGGAGUGGUGGAGGACGAAGCUCGGAGCCACCUCCCGACUCCUCGGCUGGUGGGAGUACACAUGAGACUCGGUGCGUGAUUGCUUAGCACAGUUAAUUACUUUGACCCUUCCCUUGAUUAUUUUAAUAGAACCAUAAACUGGGCUCCUAAGAAGUCUUUACAAGAUUACUUUGUCCCAUAAAUCUUUGUUUAUCUAAUCCAAUUUAAUUAAGUGACGGAAGCUGUGUAAUCCCAAAGGGGUGUUUAUCUAUUUUAAGGUUUUAUAAUUGACCGUUCACUGCUCGUGUGGGCAGCAAUUUUGCUGAUUCAUCAAUUUAGAAAGUUGCAGUUGUAAACUUUCGAUGGGCUUCGUUUGUGCAAAAUCCAAUCUAACCCUCAUAAAAUUGGUUCAUAAUUCACAUAACUUCGAACCAAUUUGAAAGUUGGUCUUCUACUAAGAGUUCCUUGAUUUGUGUAAUUCUUGUUAAUAUCUCUCUCUUAUUCUGUUACACUUAAAAUGAGUUAAGUAGAACCAUUUUGAAAAGAUUUUGAUUAAACUAAAUACCUAGUUACCAGCCAUUUUUGGUUCUAUUGAAACAAUCAAGUCCACUUCACGUCUAAACGCACACAAUUUAGAAAUAAUGAAUGCUGUUAAUAAUGCGAAUGUUUAAUGUUUCGAAACGGUUGUAUGAGUAGUAAAUAUUGUUACAUAAUUUCGUAUUCCCAUCACAGUUAUUGGGUCAAUAACCAAUUCAGCUGACGCAAUUCAUGGAACUAUACGACAAUUGUGGAAUAAUGAUCGUACAAACAUAAAUAAUGGAUUGAUCACACUUUGAUCCCUUUGGAACCCAUAAUGAAACCGUAAUAAUUCAUUGUAUUAGAGGACAGCGGUUUCCACGAACGAUUUGUGCCAAAACCAAUCCCAAUUAUGACAUACGAAAAGAAAUAUUACGUUUUUUGCCUGAAUAUAGCUUUGGACACAAUUUAUUGCCGUUGUUAUAACGUUAUUAAUAUUUUAUUUCUUCCUUGAAUUUACUUCAAAUUUGAUACUUUUUCAAGCGUCACAAUGAUAGGAUUUAUCCUUUAGAAUAACGUUUUUGCCAAAAGCCACAAUGACUUCAAUGAAUUUCGAUUUCCAACGCUUGUUGGUAUUAUUUAAAUUACUGAUUAAAUACCGGAGAAUUCAAUUUAUUUUGGGCUUUGUAGAAAGUGGGUUCGCAAAUGAUGUUAUAACACGAAAUGAAUAUAAAAUGAAAUUGAUAUUGGUUGAACAGUUUAAACAAAAGCUCAAUUAUUUCUGUUGCCUGUGUAUUUGUGUUUAUUGAAAUGAGUUGAUAUUCAUUAUCAUUACUGCCAAUUUUAUUAAUUGCAUUCUGUUUAUAUGCUAUUUCAUCAAUACUAUCUGCGUUUUUAAGCCUUGUGUUCAUCUCACUCUUCGUAGUAAGGAAAAAAUAUGCUUCAAUUUCAACAAAAUGGUUGUCUAGAGUCCCAAAAUUUUCUUCAUAGUUGAUAUUUUUGUAAUCAAAUUUCAUGAUCCCACCAUAGUAAUACGCCCUUCUAACAAUAUGUAAGCUUUAACUUAUUCGUGUAUUAAAUUUAUUUCAGGGUACUUUUACACUUUUCUACUAAGUCUUCGAUAUCUAGAUACUGUUUAGAAUCUCGACAUACCUGAUAAGUUGUGAAUAAUUGUGUGUACAAUUUUAUAGAUUAAAUAACGUGUAACUGACACAUUAAGAUCUGGGGACUUACUCUUGAAUCCAAUUCCGAUCGAUGGACAAUUGGUAUUGUGAAAUUUCGUACUCUUGAGUUGCAAUACUAGCGCACAUUGCGUCCGUGCUGUGUGGAUAUUGAAUAAACUAAAUGGUAUUGAGUUUAGCUUUAUAUUCCAUACUUUGAAAGCUAGUUUAACAGCUACGAUUGUGGACUUGUGGUUGUUUGUUGAGAUUAUAUUGGAUUGAAAUUGCAUUGACAUUAAGAUUGGUUUCAAGAGUAAGAGCCCUAUAUACGAGAGAUUAUUCUUAUCAUCAUUAUUUUUCAUAUUACUUCUUUUCAUUUCUUCAACUAAUGUUUUAAAACCAUUAGUUACUAUUUCAUUUCUAUCUUCUUUAUAAAGGAUGAUGUUUUUAAAUUUCUUUUUGUUAUGUUUCUCAAUGAAUAGUAGAUAUUAUAUACCGAAUUCUUCUAGUCCUAUAAUGACUCUGUGUUGUGCUUUUUAUGAAUGUGCUUCCUCUAUCACAUGUUGUUUGUAAACAAUUUCUUUACUAGCAUUAGGUACAACCCUUACGAUGUAAAAUAAUGAUAUAUUUACAAUUUGUUGCAUUUUUAUAGUUAUUAGAAUAUUUUUUACAAUGUUUAUCGCAGUGUUUGAACGAGUUUUGGUGAAAGUGAGUAAUGUUAUCUCGACUUUGGAAAAAGUUUAGAAAAUGCGCCUUUUUUGAUGGGGGAAAAUCCAUCCAAUGAAUUCUCUCGCCUUGGGCGAGGCGGGAGGGAGUGUCAAACUUUUACUGACGAAUAAUCACCCCGUUCCUACUCCUGCUUUUCGAGCCGGAGCCCCGGUAAGCCUGCUGCGCUAAGAUGUGAUUUGAUUGAAAUUAUAAUAUGAAGAUGUAAGAAAUGGGUCAGAGAUAACAUUUCUCAGUUUGACACGAACUUAAAAAAUAUCAUUUUUAACAAUAAAUAUUGUAUAAAUUGCUGUGUGAAGUUAGAAUUGAUAGGUAAUAGUUAUUUACAGUUAAAUAUUAUUAUAAUUAUUAGAAAAGUGAGGAUUUAGGUAACAUGUGAGUUAAAUAAUUGCCCAAUAAUGCAAUCAGUUAGUUUACAAUGUCAAUGUCAUUGUCAUUUUGACGUAAUUGUCUAAUUUGACAGUUAAAUAUUUUGACACUUAUGACGUUUGAGAACAUUUUGAAUGUUUGGCGGUAAGAGAGAUUUGAGUUACGUUACGUCAUGUUACCUGUCAGAUGUUUUUAAAUUUGGAAUUAACAUGAUUUGAAUUUCUUUUUUUAUUUAUUUGUCAUAAAAUAUUUACUAGUGACCAAAAUUGUUAAUAUUAAUGAACCUAUGUUUGAGAACGUUUCUGUUUGAAAUCUUAUGUUUUCUGUAUUUUCAUGAAGCCAAAUACUUGUAUAUUAUUGCUGUGUGACUAGAAAAACAAAUGUAAGUAAGUUUAGGUAUCGUUAUACAAAUGUUACACGGUGCAAUAAAAACGUUGUGAACGAUUUUAAA